AUGCACCUGCUAACCGAGCACAAGGCUCCUCGAGCUCGCGGAAUGGGCCGAUCAGGACCCCGACGCCGCACGGGCUGUCUGACCUGCCGGGCACGUAAAGUCCGUUGCGACGAGACCAAACCCACGUGUGCCAAUUGCACGCGCCUGCGACUGCAAUGCACCUACAAAAGCACCAUUCAGACGGUCAUCCCGCGACAACGGCAUAACAGUCAAAGCUCAGGCACAGUCGCGAGCGCAGCAUCGGCCCCCACCAGCACCGCCUCAUCCGACCGUCCAGACGUGAACUUCUUCCACACCGUCCUCUGCAAUGACCGACUCUCAGCAUCGAAUUCAGGAUCCCCGCAGCAGGCGGGUCCCAGCAGUCGCCCUUCACAACAACACCAGCAACCCCUAGGUGCGGACAAUAUCACCUCAUUCGAUAUUCUCAGUUUCAUCGGCGAGAUCACCUCCGACUUCCAGCAGAAACACCUCGACUUGACCACGAAUGGACUGGCGGGGUUCCCAGCGGGCUCGGUUCCGGCGGCGAUCGCGAGCGAGGAACUCGAUCAGAAUGAACGGCCGAUCAGUUGGGACGCGGGCUCAGUUUCAGUCAUCCAUGGUGAUCGUUCAGAGUUGGGGUCUGCUUCGGAUACGAGCGGUGGUAGUAGUAGUAGUGGUCAUGGUCGGCUAACGUAUGAGGAUCGGUUGUUUGCACAUUUCGUGGACGGGGACCCGCCGCCUACGAUAUUUGGGCCGGUGGAUUUGGAAUGGGAGUAUGUGCGUGCUAAUGUUGUUGCACAGUCGCGCGAUAGUCGGGCGGUCUUACAUGGGAUUUACUGCUAUGCGGAGAUACAUGAGGCGUUGGUUGAGGGGAAAGCGUGGAAGCUGGCGUCGAGGUAUCAUCAGCUGGCGUGUUCGGAGGUUCAGUCGUGCUUGCUGGGUGAAGUAGAGGAGACGGUGCUGAAGAGGGUGUUUACUACGGUGUUAUUGUUGAUGCUGGCUGAGGUGAGUGUCUCGGAGCUGACGAAACAGCUCCUUUCUACCCCUGAUCUAUGGGGCUCAGGAACGUCCUUUCUCCACUCCGCAUAUCUCCUGCUGCAGCGGUUUCACCACCGAACCAAGUUGUGGACCGGUGUGAGCAGUGUUAUUGUGUCGUGGGUGUCAUUACUGGAUGUUAAAGCGCUGAUAGCUGGCCGUGAUGGCGAUCCGCUGAUUGAUUUGGGCAGCCUUUCAUCCAAGGCAAACACUACGUCUGAACUAGCCAUGGAAGACAAAUUGUUCGACAACAGCAGCGACGAGGAGCCACCGAAACCCGCAUACCUUAUGCGUGAAGCCAUCACGGGCCCGGCCUUUCGCUUCUUCCUACAAACGCAACAGGUCAUCCGACGAAUCGUGUGCAUCGACUUGCAUCACCGCAGUCGCGGGACUGUCAGUGACGAGUUUGAGGUGCUUCAGAUAGCACACCAGGUCGGGGCCGAUCUCGAGACGCUCUGGAAUCGGCGUCCACGCGUGCUGGACGUCUACAGUACGCCCGAGGACCUCUUCGAUACUCUACAGCCUGCUAUCGCGAUCGAAAUUUGCCGGACGUUCCGACAGUACAUCGCCAACUUCCUAGCGAUUUUUAUCUACCUACACCGGGUCGCGUUCGCCAUCUACCCUCGGACUGACCGAGUGCACCGCGCAGUGGAUCGGAUUAUUCAGUUGGCAACGGCGGAGGUGGAGUCUGGGAGCGACCAGCAACAUCUGCCCGCCAGCUUUGUAUGGCCGUUAUUUGUGGCCGGUCUUGAGGGAUCGAUGGAGCAGCGAAGAUGGAUUGUGAAAGAGAUGCAGCGGAUCACUGGCAGCUGUAGUAGUCGCUGUCAGGAUCCCGAGCGCAUCCGUGGAAGCUCCCGUACGGCGCGACAUCCGCAUGCGGGGAAAGCAUUGCUCCUGCUGGAGGAGAUGACGCGACGACAAGAUGCGUCGCGCACCUGGGCGGACUCGCGGUGCGUGCGGCGGGAGCUAUUUACUGAUUUCUUCGUCAUGAUCUAG
Molecule: messenger RNA, 2010 nt
Organism: Aspergillus neoniger CBS 115656
Lineage: Eukaryota; Fungi; Ascomycota; Eurotiomycetes; Eurotiales; Aspergillaceae
Product: Zn(II)2Cys6 transcription factor
Exons: 2
Coding region: 1-2010 (669 amino acids)
Biological process (GO): regulation of DNA-templated transcription
Molecular function (GO): zinc ion binding; DNA-binding transcription factor activity, RNA polymerase II-specific
Source: RefSeq, a predicted model, not a curated record